This is a messenger RNA of Mytilus trossulus (common blue mussel), 2797 nucleotides long. RefSeq names its product methionine-R-sulfoxide reductase B2, mitochondrial-like. Gene Ontology annotation, cellular component: cytoplasm. Gene Ontology annotation, biological process: response to oxidative stress; protein repair. Lineage: Eukaryota; Metazoa; Mollusca; Bivalvia; Mytilida; Mytilidae. The coding region runs from base 91 to 654 and encodes 187 amino acids. The transcript has 5 exons. The record is from RefSeq and is a predicted model, not a curated record. Gene Ontology annotation, molecular function: peptide-methionine (R)-S-oxide reductase activity.
GAUUCGACUGAUUUUUCAGGUCAGAACAACAGUAAUCCAGUUCAGGGUAGUUUUCCACAAAAAUUUUCCAUUCUUUGGCAUAAUAAAAAUAUGGCUUUCACAGGUGUACUCCGUUCUGUUUGUCGAGUUGCGCCAAUAGUAUCAAGACGGAUGGUCAACCUACAAACAUCGAGCAAACUAUGGAAUGUCUCCUCACAAUGCAUGCGAGUUUUGUCAACACAGAUUGACCCAGAAGAUCCUCGAACAGUUCCAAACACUGAGUGGGAGAAACGUUUAACUCCAGAACAGUAUGCUACAACAAGGGAGAAGUUUACAGAACCACCAUUUAGUGGGAUCUAUGUAAAUAAUUAUGAAGAAGGAACAUACAACUGUCUGUGUUGUGGAAAUGAAUUAUUCAGUUCUGAAACAAAAUAUGAUUCAGGAACCGGCUGGCCAUCCUUUACAGCACCAAUUGGAGGAGAAGAUAAAGAAAACACAAAUAUUCUAGAACUUACUGACACUAGUCAUGGCAUGAUGAGAACUGAAGUCAUUUGUAAAAAGUGUGAUUCACAUCUAGGUCAUGUCUUCCCAGAUGGUCCAGAACCAACGGAACAGAGGUUUUGUAUAAACAGCAGGUCAUUGUUGUUUAAGCCAAAAAAACAAGAAAAAAAGUGAAUUAUCCAUUGAGUGAUUUUCAUAAUUGUUCUAUCAGAAUGCAUCAUUAAACAUGUAAUGAAUGGCCACACUCAAAUGCAGUGCCUAGAUACACAAUGAGUUAACCUGUACGCCAAAAUAGGUAAUAUAAUGAAGUAUAUAUACAUUUGUACAAACUUUUUGCCAAAUGUGCUCAACUGAAUGCAAGUUAAUUAAGGCAAAUGUGUUUUCUUUUAUUUUUAUGGAAUUUCCUCUUAUUGGCAUUUAAGUUUGAUAUUUUUAUUUUUUUAUACAAAUGUAAUUUAAUUUGAAGAUAUUAAAAAAAACUUAAAAGCAGAAUGUAUCUUCCAUGAGAUUUUCUGAUCCAGGGAAUUUGUCAUAAAUAAGCCAUGUGUUAAGAAGAUAGAUCUUUUAAGGUUUGGGAAUAUCUGAUUGUGAUUUGAAUGUAAACCAUACAUAUACCUGAUAAUCACUAAUUGUAUAUUAUUUAGAAUUUGUUAAUGCAGGCUUUUAUUUGGUAAUGAAAUGAGAGCUUUUUACAUGUUUACACAAAAUUAGUAUUUUGAUGUUCUGUAGUCAUCCUAUUAAUGCUUUGUUUAUUUAUUUUUUUAAGAUAGAUGUUUAAUUUGAGUAUAUUUCUUGUAUGAUGUGGGUUUUACAAAUAUAAUAGGCCACAUAAAUCGGGAUAAGAGUUCCUUUGUAUUUUGUUAGACAGAAAGUGUAUGUUUAGAUGUUUCAAUUAAAAACAAAAUAUAUUAUUUUGCGUUAUUUAUUCUGGUGAGAUUUUUAUGUUUCAAAAAAGUAAAGCUAAAAACACAAUGAAACUAGAAAGUGGUAUGUAAAGUGUCUUUUUUUUGUUGGAAAAAAAAAGCUUGUAUGUGGGAAUUUUGAUGUAUUGAUGAAACAAAUGAUUUUCAAUGAAGUAAAUAUGCUAAGUAGAAAUUAAUAUAAUGAAAAAAUCUUUAAAUUAUGCUAUUUUUAACUCUUUUUUUUCUCAGGAAUCAGUGAUUUGCUUUUCUUAUGCCACUGAAAUAUAUGUUUUGUAUGAAUGAUCUGAUUAUAUGAACUUUUUAUUGACAAUUUGUGUUUGUUUUUUAUAGUUUGUUUGCUAAGUUUUCUUGUUAUGAACACCUUGACCUAAAGGUCUUUGUGUGAACUUUUGCUAUCACUCGACACUCAAUGUCUGUUUAUCAUAGUAUGCCAGACUUUGAAAUUUAAUUCCCUUGCUUGAAGCUUACUGUUAUACCAAACAAACUGUUUGAAUCAGCCAACAACCAACCAUCAUGGUGAAUGAAAUUAAAAAAGGAACUUGAUAUAUCUUUAGAUUAGCAUAUUUAUUUCUAUCUCCAAUGAUAAUACAUUGUCAGUUGUGUCAAAUAAGAAUCUCACAAUAAAAUGUUAUCCUUUUGGUGUCCCUAAAAUACAAUUCUAAAAAUAACAAUAGAAAAGAUCAUGGUGUAAUUACCCCUUAUGUCUGUUUUGAAAAUACACAUACUCCUCUUUUAUGAACUUGUAUGACCAUGAACCAAAUUGUUUGUUUAAAACAGCAAAACAUGUUUUUUUUAGUAAAGAAUGAAAAAAAGAGAAAGAAAAAUUUUGUAAUAAAUCUUGAAUGCACAGUAAUUCUUUACUGACCUAUUGAAAUAUUUCACAUAAAACAAAAUAAGAAUAACUAAGCUAUUUUGGGUUUUUUAUGGCCCUUUCUGUUUGUAUAUUAGGUGUCAGAGAAAUUUUAUUAAAGAUUCAAAGAAAUUUCUUUCGUUAUGGCUGCUUUUUUUGUAACUAUGUAUGCUUUUGAAAUAAACAACUGUAAUAAUCUUGAAUUUUGCACUGCUUAGAUGCAAAACACCAGUUAUGAACCAAUAUAAAAUUCCAAAAUAAUACAAAGAUCUGAUUAACAUAGGUCUGAUGUUUUGAUAAUUUUUAAGGGAAUUUUUCCAUGAUACAAAAAUAAGCAAGUGAAUAACAUUAUUCCUUAAACUAAUGUUUUAAACUGUUGAUGAGAAGUUUAAUUGGUUGACUGUUAUUGAUGAAAAAAAUUAUUUUAAUCAGAAUAGGGAUGUUGAUUAUUGUGCAUUUUUUUUCAAUUGACACAUUACAUAAAGAUGUACUGUAGUCAUAAAAUGUAUUAAUUUUGAAUAAAAAUAAAACGAUGACAAAUUUA